AGAUUAAACAACAACCAACAACCAUCAACAAUGUCUACAGCUGCUAAACCAAAGACCACCAAGACCGCCAAGACCACAAAGACUGCGACCAAGAAGACCACCAAGACGGCCGCCAAGAAGAGCACCUUGCCCUCCUACCAGGACAUGAUCACUGCUGCCAUCGAGCACUAUGCCGAUCGCACUGGUUCUUCGAUCCCCGCCAUCAAGAAGUUCAUCGAGGCCAACUACCCAGUCGGCGAGAGCUUCGAGACUCACUUCAAGGUGCAAUUAAAGCGUCUCGCUGAGAAGGGUACCUUUGUCAAGGUCAAGGCCAGCUACAAGCUCCCACCAAAGAGACCAAGCAAGAAGGCUGCCACCACCACCACUGCCGCUGCCCCCAAGACAAAGAAGGCCACCACCAAGAAGACUGCCACCAAGAAGACCACUGCCGCCGCUGCUGCCCCAGCUUCAGACGACGAUCACGAGGCUGCUGAGGUUGCCAAGCCAACUCCCCCAUCGCCAAAGAAGGCUGCUCCAAAGAAGCCCGCUGCUGCCACCAAGAAGGCUGCACCAAAGAAGCCAGCUGCCAAGCCUGCUCCAAGAACCACCAAGAGGACCAGCAGCAAGAAUGCCGCC
Acytostelium subglobosum LB1 is the source of this 615-nucleotide messenger RNA. RefSeq lists its product as hypothetical. The record is from RefSeq and is a predicted model, not a curated record. Gene Ontology annotation, molecular function: nucleosomal DNA binding; double-stranded DNA binding; structural constituent of chromatin. Gene Ontology annotation, cellular component: nucleus; nucleosome. Gene Ontology annotation, biological process: chromosome condensation; nucleosome assembly; negative regulation of DNA recombination. Lineage: Eukaryota; Evosea; Eumycetozoa; Acytosteliales; Acytosteliaceae. The annotation marks the transcript as partial. The transcript has a single exon.